Molecule: messenger RNA, 1190 nt
Organism: Linum tenue
Lineage: Eukaryota; Viridiplantae; Streptophyta; Magnoliopsida; Malpighiales; Linaceae
Source: the annotation of a GenBank genome assembly
AUGCUAUUUUCGGGCCACAAAACCAAAUAGCGCGAACGGUGAACGUGCCUUCAAGUUUCAGCGUCGAACCUCGAAACCCAGAAGGAAAGCGAAGCGCGAAGUCGGAGCUCCGGCGAAAAAGUUGCAGUCUUGACGACACCCAAUAGUCGCCGCCGCCCAACGAUGUUUUACAGAGGGUAUGGCGAUGGUUCAGGUAGCCGUGAAAUGGGUGCAAAGCGGCAGCGGGUAGUUGACCAGGGCCCUUCAUUCUUUGGGGCUACUCCAGCUGGGACGAGCUUCAUGUACAACCAACCAACGUAUGCCUAUGUUGGCCAACCUCCACCUUUCCCUGUUGUGCGACUCCGUGGUCUGCCCUUUGAUUGCACGGACAGUGAUGUGGCCGAGUUCUUCCGAGGUCUAGACAUCAUAGAUAUCCUCUUUGUUCACAAGGGCGGUAAUAAGUUCAGUGGCGAGGCGUUCUGUGUGCUGGGGUACCCUCUUCAGGUCGAUUUCGCUCUCCAAAAGAACAGGCAAAACAUGGGGAGGAGAUAUGUUGAGGUGUUUAGAAGCACGAGACAGGACUACUACAAGGCAAUAGCAGGUGAAGUAUCGGAGUAUCGCAGUGUUAGUUCACCAAGGCGAAGCUAUGCACGAGCGAGAUCAUACGACGAGGGGAAGGAAUCAGCGGAGCACACAGGGAUGUUGCGGCUGAGGGGGCUGCCAUUCUCAGCAGGGAAGGACGACAUCAUGGAGUUCUUCAAGGGCUAUGGAGCAUUGUCAGAGGGAUCGGUCUACAUACUAACAAAUUCAGAAGGGAGACCCAAUGGGGAGGCGUUUGUCGAGUUUGAGAGUGCCGAGGAUUCAAAGGCCGCCAUGGAGAAGGAUAGGAUGACACUGGGAAGUCGGUACAUUGAGCUGUUCCCUUCAUCGGUGGAGGAGUUGAAAGAAGCUGCGUCCAGAGGAAGGUGACUCAUUGCACGAUUGUCAUUCUCCUUUUUCUCGAGAAGAUGCAUUUUUUCUGUUAAAGCUUAGGUUGAUGAUUGAGAAUGAAUGAAGUUGAAUCAGAUUCUUAUUUUAGACUUAAAAGAGUGACGAGGUUAUCCUUUUGUGCCAUCUUGUGCCUGUAUAUGUUGUGGAGCUCUCUUCUGCAGUAUUAGUAUGGAUAAACAUUACAUGCUCUGUUUUUUCUCGCCUUUCACAACCCAUCAGAA